AUGCUGCUGGAUGGUCCUAGCUGGAAAGUGUCCAGCGCGGAUGAUAUCGGAUCAUCUCCACCGACCCUCCCCGGGGUCCCCACGGCGGCGGCAGGAGGAGGGGGACACUGGCUAAGGCUCCGCGGCGGCUCCCGAGGAGCCACCGACAGCUCUGAGAGACCUCCUCCUCCGGAAACACGGAGAAAUAUUACGGCGAGGCGCGUUAGGGCAUGGCGAGAUCUGGAACGAAGCUUCCAGGAAAACGGGUCAGGCCAUUACGAUGCCCCAGCAGAGCACAGCGAAGCGGCAGGCAUCACCGGUCAGCGGCUGCUUAUGGUUAAAGCCUCUCCUGAGCUCGCGCGCAGAGAAGCAAGACUGGCAGUGGUGAAAACACUUGAAGAGUUUGACUUUGGCCACACUGAAAAAUGCGUUCGGAUAAAUUCUGUGUCCAGUGGUUUGGCAGAACAAGAUCUGGAGGUGCUUUUGCAGUCCAGGGCCCUUCCUUCAAGCAUGAUGCUGCCAAAAGUUGAAAAUGUUGAAGAAAUAAGAUGGUUUUCAGACAAGUUCUCCCAUCACUUAAAGGGCCGAACACUUGUAGAACCAAUGAAUUUUAUCCCUUUUGUGGAAACUGCACUGGGCUUGCUCAAUUUUAAGGCUGUCUGCGAAGAAGCACUGCGAGCAGGCUCCCAACUUGGCUUUCAUUUGGAUGCAGUCGUCUUUGGAGGAGAGGAUUUCCGUGCCAGCAUAGGUGCAACAAGCAGUAAGGAAACUCAUGAUAUUCUAUAUGCCAGGCAAAAAAUCGUAGUAACCGCCAAGGCUUUUGGCCUACAAGCUAUAGACCUUGUUUACAUCGAUUUCCGGGACGAAGAGGGGCUCCGCAAGCAGUCAAGAGAAGGAGCCUCCAUGGGAUUCACGGGUAAGCAGGUGAUUCACCCUAACCAAAUUGCUGUUGUCCAGGAACAGUUCUCUCCAAGCCCUGAAAAAAUAAAGUGGGCACAAGAACUGAUUUCUGCUUUUGAAGAACAUCAGCGAUUAGGAAAGGGAGCCUUUACUUUCCAUGGAAGCAUGAUAGACAUGCCAUUACUGAAGCAGGCACAGAACAUUGUUACGCUUGCCACAGCCAUCAAGAAAAAAUGAUCUGGUAAAUGAAGCUCUCACCAUGUGGCCACAGUAGCUGUUUUAAGAGAUGACUAUACUUGUGGGA
Tinamus guttatus (white-throated tinamou) is the source of this 1183-nucleotide messenger RNA. NCBI's taxonomy places the organism in Eukaryota, Metazoa, Chordata, Aves, Tinamiformes, Tinamidae. The record is from RefSeq and is a predicted model, not a curated record.